Anolis carolinensis (green anole) is the source of this 2411-nucleotide messenger RNA. RefSeq lists its product as uncharacterized. The record is from RefSeq and is a predicted model, not a curated record. NCBI's taxonomy places the organism in Eukaryota, Metazoa, Chordata, Lepidosauria, Squamata, Anolidae. The transcript is spliced from 2 exons. Gene Ontology annotation, molecular function: nucleic acid binding; zinc ion binding. Bases 423 to 2123 code for a protein of 566 amino acids.
AAUUGUGUCAUGGAACCCAGUUACAGGGCUUUGGUAAUUCAGCCCUGUAACUGGGAGUCAUAACAUAAACAAUCCCAGGAGCACCUGGCAGAAGAAGAUAGAAUAUGCCUGGGAACUUGGGGCCGAAAGUAUAAACAAUUAUAAUUGGUCUAGUGUGUGAAAAUGGUAGUAAUGUGAUAUUGGGGGUGGGACUUGAUGAUGAUAUUUACGUGUGGUGUUACGUAGCAUCAAAAGUUAUAAAAAUAGUUGUAUGUAAACAUUGGGUCAUUCCUGACUUUUCCAAAGUCAUGUGUUCUUCAAUAAAGAUUGGAUUUGAGAGCAGCCAUCUCUGAUCUGCGUUCAGACUGAUCCUUUGAAGUGAGCAGGACAAUUAAGUCAGGAAUCCAGUUCUCACCCUCCUGCAAAUUUGCAGUGAAGUGAUAAUGAGCAGGGAAGGAGAUCAAAGCCAUGACGGAGCAAAGGGGCCUCCGCUGGGAGCUCUGCCGUUGGCAGAAGAGACAUUGCAAGCCAUAGCUUCCUCUACGGGGUACCCCAAGCCGGAUGGCGUGACCCAGAGGAUUCCCAGAGGGGGAAGAGGCGUUCCGGCGGCGGCAGAAACCAGUUGGGGAUCUGGAGGAAGCAUGCCGGAGACCGUGGCCCAGCGGUUAUCCAUCCUGGAAACUCAUUUAUCCAGGCUGUCGGAUACCGUGGGGAGAAUAGUGCCAAUAUUGGAAGAGAAUCUCCAAAAAGAGCACAUCCGAUAUGGCGCCGAGAGAGAGCCAAGCAAAGGAGGCGAUUGGAGCCAGAGGGGACAGCGAGCUUCAACGCAGAGUCCCGCGGCGGCAAGGGACGAGGGAGACGAGGAAUAUUGGCAAGAGCUGGAGUUCCGGGACAGAAUGGCGCGCGAAGUGGAGCGCCAGCAAGCUCUGGGAACUCUGAGGCCGCCAACCCCAACAGAGCUCCCAACCCCCCGAAUGGGCGUCGGAGUAGAAAGACCACUGGGGCCAGGGAUCGGGUCCAGUGGAUUAGCUGACGAAGGCGGAGAGGAGCAGGAGAUCCAGGAAGAGGAGGAGGAUGUGCCGUACGACGGGGAAAGGCGAGAUGCGGGGGCUACAGCGAGGCCAGUAUGCGGAUGGGGGGAAGGGCCGACAGCGGCGGCAGGAUUUCGGGAGCCGCGCAGAAUGACCACCGGAGUGGGGCGCGGCGUGAUCCAAGGAAACCCGAUGCAACCCUUCCCCAUGCCUCCCAGACAGCAUCAACGGGCCGCUGAAUGGAUGCCAAGAAGGGAAGAUCUCAAGCUAGAAUACGGAGGGGAAUCAGCCGAACUGAACUUUUUUCUAAUUAGCAUCAGGGGAUACAUGGAAGACAAUGCACACACAUUCCCCUCCGAAGCAAGCAGGGUUCGGGCCAUCGGCAACACACUAAAGAGAGGAGCGGCCAGCUGGUAUGUGCAACUACAUGCCAGACAGGACCCAUGCCUGAGGUCAGUGCCCCGCUUCCUCGCCGCACUGGAAAACCGGUUCAGAGACCGGCUAGAGCAAUUGAGAGCUCGAGACCAGCUUAGAGGAAUAAAGCAGAGGGACAAAACGGUGCCCGAGUACGCAGAAGAAUUCCUCCACCUCGCGGAAAGGGUACCAGAGUGGUCUGAAGUGACCAAAGUGGAAUUAUUUAAAGAGGGACUACGCCCCGAGAUUUUCAGCUGGGCAGCGCACAGAGAUGACCCCGAAACGCUCCAGGGAUGGAUUCAACUAGCGGGGCGCGUUGAAUCCACCCUGGCCCAAGUAAAGCGCUUCAGGAGCAGCGGCGGCCAGCAAAGACCGGUGGCGAGAGGUCGAGGAGAAACGAGGAAGCAGGAAAGACCCGGAGGGAGGCCGGGGAUUCCCUCCAGAGGAGACGACAACAAACCUAAACCGGGAUGCUUUGUAUGUGGGAAGACGGGCCAUCGAGCAGCAGAAUGCUGGGCACGGAAGGGGGAGCCGCCAAAACCCUCAAAGCCCAAGCCAGCAACCGGGAGGCGUGCGGAGGAGGAGGUGCAAGCCCCAGAAUCUCCAGAAAAAUUGGCUUGUGAUGAAAGAAGAACCGAAGAGGAGGACGAAGAAAAGGAGGGCACCAUGUCAUGGAACCCAGUUACAGGGCUUUGGUAAUUCAGCCCUGUAACUGGGAGUCAUAACAUAAACAAUCCCAGGAGCACCUGGCAGAAGAAGAUAGAAUAUGCCUGGGAACUUGGGGCCGAAAGUAUAAACAAUUAUAAUUGGUCUAGUGUGUGAAAAUGGUAGUAAUGUGAUAUUGGGGGUGGGACUUGAUGAUGAUAUUUACGUGUGGUGUUACGUAGCAUCAAAAGUUAUAAAAAUAGUUGUAUGUAAACAUUGGGUCAUUCCUGACUUUUCCAAAGUCAUGUGUUCUUCAAUAAAGAUUGGAUUUGAGAGCAGCCA